Molecule: messenger RNA, 945 nt
Organism: Aureobasidium melanogenum CBS 110374
Lineage: Eukaryota; Fungi; Ascomycota; Dothideomycetes; Dothideales; Saccotheciaceae
Product: Cloroperoxidase
Exons: 2
Coding region: 1-945 (314 amino acids)
Molecular function (GO): peroxidase activity
Source: RefSeq, a predicted model, not a curated record
AUGGGCAAUGUCCGUAGAGACCCCAGUCUGCUUUCCCUCAAGACUUCAGUCUCAGUCAAAGCUGCCAGCACCUCAAGCAGUGCUUCCAGCAACUAUCCCGCUUGGCACCCGCCUCAGAGUGGAGAAGUCCGCUCUCCGUGUCCUGGUCUGAACACCUUGGCAAACCACGACAUCUGCCCCCGAAGCGGCAAAGGAUACACCAUUCCAAUCUUGACCGAAUGCUUGAAGAAAGGAUUCAAUGUUGGCGCCGACUUCACCCUUCUCAUCGGCACAGCAGGAAUUGGCUCCAACCCUGACCCUUUGACGUCAGGUCUGUACUUCGACCUGGACAUGUUGGACCGACACGACUUCUUGAUCGAGCACGACGCUUCUUUGUCCCGUGCUGACGCCUCCACGGGUAACAACUACAGCUUCAACCAAACCAUCUUCGACACCGUACUCGCUUACUACAACGGUAUGAAUGAUACUUCCAUCCCUGUCGCUUCCAAAGCUAGAUUCAACCGCGUCCAAACGGAAGCCUCCAGAGAUCCCGACUUCAGCUACAGUCCAGUCCAAUUCAUUCUCAGCUAUGGUGAGACAGCUCUGUACCUGUCGACUAUGGGUGACCCAACUACUGGAGUCGCACCACUGGAGUACGUGCGUAGCUUGUUCGAAGAAGAGAGACUUCCUUACGAACUUGGCUGGCAACCACCGCAGGAAACAACCUCUUUGGCUAGUUUGGCUGCCAUGGUUGUUGAGCUGAAUGCUGCAAGUGGAGAACAGGUCCCAGAGGGAAUUAUUCUAGGAGAGAACAGUUUGAGAGCGGUAUUCAUCGGGCUGAAUGCCGCGACGGGAGAGAUCGAGAACGACACACUCCACACCCUUGCAAACCUCACAGGUGCCCUUACCGGCGUCGCCUCGACCCUGACCUCAGUUGUGAAGGGCGUGACCGGUCUGCUAGCGUAA